Messenger RNA from Serendipita indica DSM 11827, 1371 nucleotides. The record is from the annotation of a GenBank genome assembly. Lineage: Eukaryota; Fungi; Basidiomycota; Agaricomycetes; Sebacinales; Serendipitaceae.
AUGGCUCUCGCACUUGCCGUCUACUCCCUGUCAGCCCGCGCUCCUCAAGGUAGCACGUCGAACGCGACAGAAUGCCUUCCAUCGUGCGCAAAACAGUACAGGAGUCUUCCUGGAAUCGUUCUGAGCUGUCUCACCACAAUAUUUUUGUGCAUUUGGGUGUCACUCCAUCUCAACCUUCCCGAGCCUGUGGAGACUAGAGGCUUGGGCCGCUUCAAGCGAUUCAAAGUCUGGCUCAGGUCGUUUAUUAGAUGCACCGUUAUUCCUAUCUUCGUGACACUUGUGUUCCCAGAAUGGGUUCUGGGUAUUGCGGUUCUCCAGUUCGCCAAAGCCACUCAGCUGGCUAAGGAUAUUGGUGGUACUCGCCAACAAGGAUUCUUCAUCUUAAUGGGAGGCUUCCAUCUCUUCAAACACAGCCAAGGACCGUCAAGGAAUCAGAUGGAUGCCCAAAAGGAAGGAGGAGAGGAAAAUCACCCGUUGGUUCAUAUAUCAGCAGCAGAGGAGGGAGAUGGUCGACCUGAACUCGAGGAAGAUAUUGGAGAACCUGUCCAUCCUCUCGAUGAGUUUGACGUCUGUCGGCUUAUUGAUGCGGGCAAACUCCGCUUCCCUACCCUUGUCGAGCUGCAGGACAAGUGCAAGAGUGACGGACUCGCAAAGCUCCUGGUCGUAGUCCAAACGCUCUGGUUCAUUGCUCAAUGCACCGCACGGAAACUCAGCAGCCUCCCACUCACUGAGCUCGAGGUCAUUACACUCGGCUAUACUCUACUCACGGUGUCAAUGUAUGCCGCAUGGUGGGACAAGCCCUACAGGGUGACGUUCCCAAUACGUGUGUAUGCAACACUCCCCGCACGUACAGAAGAACAAGAAGAGAUGAAGCGGAAUAUGGAGAGGUAUCCAUUUUGGGACAUGGCCUUUGGGUAUGUCACAGGCACUCAGGGUGAUGCCGUCGACCUGCGGAGUGUGAGGUGCGUUCCAAUGUUUUAUUCUGGGUACAGUGAAAAUGGAGACAAACCCAGAGAUUUCCUUUCGCUAACAACCACAAUUGUCGUGGGGACUGUGUUUGGCGCUGUCCAUUUUCUUGCGUGGUCCUCUCCAUUUCCGUCCAAUCAGAUGCAAUUUCUGUGGAAAUUUGCGACUAUCGUCAUGACUCUAGCACCACCUGCAGCAGUCGCAGUCACCGCUCUUGGUGUAGUAAUUACCUUGGUGUCUGAAAAUCUGGCGAACGUGAUUGCGCAACUCCUUGUGUUUCUACUACCUCCUCUCUACUUCGUUGGAAGAGGUAUAACAAUUAUUCUCGCAUUGGUGACGCUCACAUCACUCCCACUCGAGGUGUAUCGAGAUGUAGAGUGGACCGACUUCUUCCCCCACAUCUAG